UCUGGAAUGUUCCACAGCUGUCAUGUGAUGUUUGUGACAUCGCAGGCAUAGAAUUUAGAACUAGAUAUGGAGCAGGGGUUAGAAGAUCUUGGCCAGCAGAGUGCGUGAAGUGGAUCUCGGAGUCCGCUGGGAUCAGGACUAGCAGGGCUCUGGGUGAUUUGAGAGUAGGGGGAGGGAAGGGACACAAGGACAGAACCUACUCGCUGCUGGCCCCAUCUCACUGCGUGUCCUGGGCUGAGCUGCCUACCCUUUCUGAGCUUGUGCAAGCAGCGAAUGGAACUUAGGAAACCAGCGACUGGGCUCCUUCCAGCAGCUGGGAGUUGGGACUUCCUGACUCAGCUUUGUUUCCAGUCUCAGGACACCCCAGCUUCAGUGGCUUCUCCUGGCCUGCCAGGAGGACGGAUGCUAGGGGGUCCUUUCCAACCCUUGGCAUGACUCAUCUGGUCAUCACUGUGCAAACGCAAGAUCAUGAGUGUCCUGCUGUUUGUUGAGCACUCGGUGGAGGUGGCUCAAGGCAAAACCUCCUGCAAGACCUCCAAGUCAGGCUACCUCAGGAUUGCCGACUUGAUCUCCAGCUUCUUGCUCAUCUCCAUGCUCUUUGCCAUCAGCCUGAGCCUCCUGAUUGGUGUGAUUAAGAACCGGGAGAAGUACCUGCUGCCGUUCCUGUCCCUGCAAAUCAUGGACUUCCUGCUGUGCCUGCUUACACUGCUGGGCUCCUAUAUCGAGCUGCCCGCCUAUCUCAAGUUCGCCUCCCGGAGCCGUGCCGGCCCCUCCAAGGUGCCGUUGAUGACUCUGCAGCUGCUGGACUUCUGUCUGAGUAUCCUGACCCUCUGCAGCUCCUACAUGGAAGUGCCCACUUAUCUCAACUUCAAGUCCAUGAACCACAUGAACUACCUCCCCAGCCAGGAGGGGAUGGCGCACAGCCAGUUCAUCAAGAUGAUGAUCAUCUUCUCUGUGGCCUUCUUCACCGUGCUCAUCCUGAAGGUCUACAUGUUCAAAUGCGUGUGGAGAUGCUACCAAUUCAUCAAGUGCAUGAACUCGGCCAACAGGAGUGAUUCCAAGGUGCUGCCGAAGGUGGCCCUGCCGACCUACGAGGAGGCCCUGGCUUUGCCCCCGAAAGCCCCAGAGUGGGGCCCUGCACCACCCCCGUACUCAGAGGUGUGACCUCACCAGGACUGGUCCUGGUGCCGGCAGAGGGUGGAGCUGCCGCCUCAUCGCUUCUUUGCUUCGGUGGCCCCCGCGGCCUCGGUGGGCCAUGCAGCUGACUUCAGGACAAUCUGCUUGCGUCCCCCUUGGCUGGCCUGUCCCUUCCAUGGGGCUGGUGAGCUGCUUGAGACCGGGUCGACCCUCUAGACUGAAGGACUCCAUGGGUCUGUUGAGAACUCAGUCCGACAACCCUUGGCAAACUUCCGUUGGCUUCUGGCUGUAGUUCAGGCCAUUGCUGUUCUCAGCCGGGUGCGCUGGGUGGAACAACUACCAGCUGACUCAGUUUAAGCAAGCAACUAACAAACCCAAACCACACCUGUCAUUCAGUAAACUCAUUUGCUCAACUA
This is a messenger RNA of Ochotona princeps (American pika), 1553 nucleotides long. It is a transcript of the gene LAPTM5, whose product is annotated as lysosomal protein transmembrane 5. NCBI's taxonomy places the organism in Eukaryota, Metazoa, Chordata, Mammalia, Lagomorpha, Ochotonidae. The record is from RefSeq and is a predicted model, not a curated record. Bases 469 to 1164 code for a protein of 231 amino acids. Gene Ontology annotation, cellular component: lysosomal membrane. The transcript is spliced from 8 exons.